AUAUAGUGGCCGUCAGUUCGGAACGUGGUCGGUUGGAGAAACAGCGGGAGGUUCGUUCGUCUCGAUAACACCUCCUUCUCGCUCUCCUUUUUUUUCGCAUCCGUUCGUCUCGCUCUUUCGCCGUCGCUUCCCUCCCUCUAACUCUCACAGCGGCAACAGAACCGGCACUGGCACACCGAAGGGCUGCAGUUGCGAUCGGAUGAUCGACGAGUACGCGUCUGUUGUGCGCACUGUUGUGUGUUCGUCCGGAAUGUCAGGUGUCCUCUCGAUUCUUCGAGUCUCCUAUCCUCGGUGAAUUGGAGCGACAGCAGAGCUGAAGCUUUGAAUCAAACAACGAGUAUGAGCGAUGUUCACGAGGAUCCGUGAGGCUCGCGUAAUCGACAGACGUGCCGCAUUGCACGGCGUCACCGGGACUCUUUAGUAGUCGAGAGGAACCGGUGAGAAAUCGGUGGCGCAUCCGAAGGAAGCCUGCAGACACCAGACGGGCGAGAAGAGAAGGGAAAUAUUAAAUCUGGUCUGGUGGAGGACAAGAGGAAGUGGGGCCGGUGCGGGCCACCGGGACGCUUCUCGGUCCUUUCCGCCUCAGGAUGUCGUACGCCAAUCGAUUCCCGUCUUCGCAGCACACCCGUUAUCGUAGCAGCUGGGGACCCUCUUCAGUGACUGUGUUCAAUCGCGCCGACGUGCCCAGGCCCUCGCCGGAAGAGGAAGAGUACGCAGAGUUCUAUCACGAGCGUCUGCACUCGGCACAAAGCAGACAGUUGCUGCCGCUGCAAGAGGACCUCGCCGAUUGGAUCAAUAAAACGUUGAACUCGGAAAUCGUAUCGGGAGACAACUUCUUCGACGCCUUGGACAAUGGCGUGGUGGUGUGUCGAUUGGCGAGGGUUAUCCAGGAAAAAGCGAGGACAGCGAUUGAUGCUGGAAAAGCGAAAGGGCCUAUGCCGGUGAUAAAGGGUCGUUGCUGGGAAAAUGCAGCGCGUCGCAGUUUCUUUUCUCGGGACAACAUGGAGAACUUCAUACAGUUCUGUAGACGACUGGGCGUACACGAGAAUCUUCUGUUCGAGAGCGACGAUCUCGUCCUACACGGACAACCACGGAACGUGGUGUUGUGUCUGUUGGAAGUGGCACGAUUGGCGUCAAGGUAUUCGGUCGAACCGCCAGGACUCGUGCAGCUCGAGAGGGAAAUCGCUGCCGAACAAGAGCGAGAUCUUCACUGUCUGUCCGAUAGUGGUAUAUCCCAUAGCAGCUUGGUUUCUUGGCAGUUUCAAUCACCGUCCCCGACCGCAACACCCAGACCUCCGACAGAGAAGAUCAAACACAGCAGUUCAGCAUCGGAAGUCGCGUUGACGGCGACGCGAUGGCUGGAUCCAACCACCGGUGUGACGCACGAGCCCGAAAUGAGAAGGUCGGUGAGCGACAAUGGGCCAACGGGGAGCGACGGAGUACCCAGCGAUACGACGGAGGACGAUUGGUCACGAGGAAGCGCGGAGGACCCGGACGAGCUUCCAUCGCCAUCGAGUUCACCUUUGCCCUCGCCAGCCGAGCCGCCGGAACACACGGGUCCCAUAACGGAACUCGAUCGUAAGGUGAGAAGAGCCACAGAGGCCGUGCAGAGACUCUGCCAAUGCCCAUCCGAAAGAUGCUCCAAACUGAAGGUGCGUAAAGUUGGCGAAGGACGGUACCAUAUCGCUGGACGAAAUGUCUUCAUCAGACUUUUGAAGGGAAGACACAUGAUGGUCAGAGUGGGCGGGGGCUGGGACACCUUGGAGCAUUUCUUGGCGAGGCACGAUCCCUGUCAGGUGAGGACCCUCAACCGCGAGAGCACGCCGCCUUCUCCUCACGGCAACAAGCACACCAACUUUCUUCCUAUUCGCGCCAAGUAUCGCAGUCCUCCACCGGAAUCCGUCUCGGCCCGUUAGCCUAAAAGCACAGUGCCUGUUUACAAGUCCACGCUACUUCACGUUCAUGCUGUUGUUGGUCCGUUUCGUACAAGUCAAGAGACAGUUCGAUAGGGUGGCUUCUUCUGAAAAAGGAUAGAACUUCUGUUCCGUCUUUUCAUUCGGAUCAGACUUUUAUUCGAUAGAGGCACGAGAAGUUACGAGAGUACCACGCUGAUAGAUGAACGGCGGGAACGUUACAUACUUGAAUCUUUAUAAAAUAUACAAAGAUCAGUAACGUCCCCUAGAAACGACGUCUUCCUUCUUUCCAACCGCUGUCUAUAGCGUGUUGACGAUAUCGAGGGAUUGGAUAAUUCUAUCUCCGUGUUAUUCUCGUGAUCAAAUAUAGUAGAACUUGUAUUAAAUGCACCACUGUCUCUCAUAUACAUAUGCAUAAGUUAUACAGGGGAUGGCACUAUUUUUCUUACAUGUCAUGUAAUAUGGCUGGGGAGCACUAAUAUUACACGUACAUCCUGACAAGCGUGUUAAUAUGCCAUCUUGAGGAGACUCCCGCGAUAUUCGCUGAUUCUUACCAUUUUCACAUCCGUACGAAUUUUUGACGAAUAUAUUGUAUAGAUCUAUAGUAUACAUUCGCUCGUUAUUUUUGUACAUUCACAUCGAAUUAUACGUUGUGUUCAUGCUACAAUGUAUGUACUAUAUGUAUAUGUAUAUACGUAUAGAAAUGCGACUUGUAUUUAUUUGUACUUUCCUACAUGUUCGCGUAAGUUGUUCGUUUAGAAGAACAAGGACUUGCCUUUCGUAUAUACGUAUCAACGAUUCCAUCGGUUUCGAUUUACGACCCGUAAAUGGUUUAGUGUCACACAUUCCACAGAUGACAGGCAUAUUAACGCUUGAUUUGGAAAUUGUCUAACAGAAAUAGAUGGGAGUGCAAUGCACCUGGUAGAGGUAGUCGUAAGACCGCAAUGACCAAAGUUCGUAAUGGUAUACGUAUGUUGAAACGACCACGGGCAAUAAAGGCUUAUCGGAAUGUCGUUUACAUCGAAGAUAACGACCAACACAGUGUAUCCGCUGCGAACGAGCUGCUUCGACUUCGAAGUUGAUCCAUGCGUGUAAUUAGAAGAAAGUGCAAUUAAGGACUCAGGUAACAUUUUAAAUCGAGCUUGCCGGGCUAAAUAGAGCUACAGAAAAUUGAACUUACCGAUCGAACGACUCCGUCUUUUUGUAGAAAUGCAAGCUUUAAAGGUUAGGUAACCGGUUACAAGAGUGCGGGAUUAUUAUUCUGAAAAGGGGAUGAAGAAAUUAAUUAUUACUUAUUUAUACUUGGUCAUUGCUGCGGCCCGCACGGGCGAAUCUCGUAGUGCACUUAAAUAUUUCUCGCGGUAAGCAAUGUAAGGCACAUAGAUUGUAACAAAUAACAGGGUCGGUUACAUCGAUUAAUUCUACUUGAAAUAUUAGAUCAUUUAUUGUUAGAUUAUUAUAUAACAGUGUUAAACGAUUGACAUGAAUGAUUAUUAUUUUCAUGCUUCACUUUCAAAGGAUAUCUUUGAACCUUUCUCAUCAUUGAGAAGAAAAUCUAUCUUCUUAUAUUGUUCUUAGACACAUACAUGUGUAUCUACCGGCACCGACCCUGACGAUAAUUCUUACACUUUGGCACAUAAUCGAUACGUACUAAAUUUGCUAACACGCAAAAUGCUUCACGAUAAUUGCCAUAAUAUAUGUUUUGUACUUUUAUAAUAAAUACAUAGGAUAAGGUGUAACAAAGGACGUAUUGUAGCGAAAUUACAAGGCGACAUGUGUUUAUUCGGUUCACAGAAAUGCAAGGACACAGUGUGCAAAGGAAUACCAAAGCAAAGAAAUAUACGACGAGCAAUGUCGGCACGUUGAGGCUAUUAACGUUGCCGUUCAAAGCUUUUCUUUUUGUUAGACUUUUUCCUUUCUAUCGUCUAAAUUGAUUUUGUAUCAUAGCGUUGUACGUUUCGUAAAUUAGUAUUCGACACAUAGUGUGUAAUCUAUUUCGUUUUAGAUAUUUCGCUCGUAUAUCCAGAAUGUAUUUAUUUGUAAAUUAUAACGCAAUCAGUUCUAAACGUAGUGAUCGAAACAGAUUUAUUUCACGAGUAUGUUUAGUGUCAUUAUUGCUACGCGCGAAUGAAAUGAUUCCGCCAUAUUAUAUUAUUAUCGUAAACGCGUUACAGAAUAAGUAUGUUUAUAGUACGGUUAAGUUGUACGUACCUGCUUAAUUAAACGCAGAGUAUUCUAGAGUAUUUUUCGUUAAACGAAAUUUUAUAAUUGAGAAUGAUUUCACGCGUUUCGUUUAUGUUUGUUCUCGUGUAAAUUUAUCGUGUGCAAUGCUAUUUAUUCUAGCAUCAAAUGGAUUUUUGUCCUGCAGAUUUUUGUUAAGAACUGAAAUAUCGAAUUUAUGAGAUUUACGAAUCAGUUUAUAAAUAUUCCAUUGCACGAUGAACAUCGUGAUAUCAUCGCAAACAUAGUCUGUUUAUUUUCUCAUGAUUUGUAAUGUGAUAUGAUUGUAUUGCACAUCCUACUUUCAUUUUUUACUUAACGUUAGCAAUCAAAACAUGCUUCUAUAAAAGUAGCUCGUAAUCAGUUCGUGUAUUUCAUAUAACGUAUAAAAUAUGCCGCUAAUAAUGUUAGUUUUAUUUAAGUACGAUACUAUUGUGUUAAUUGUUAUAUUUUGUUGAACAAUAAAAUAUUUAAUUAUAAAUCUCUUA
Messenger RNA from Bombus terrestris (buff-tailed bumblebee), 4621 nucleotides. RefSeq names its product growth arrest-specific protein 2. The record is from RefSeq and is a predicted model, not a curated record. Bases 588 to 1916 code for a protein of 442 amino acids. Lineage: Eukaryota; Metazoa; Arthropoda; Insecta; Hymenoptera; Apidae. Gene Ontology annotation, cellular component: actin filament. Gene Ontology annotation, molecular function: cytoskeletal adaptor activity; microtubule binding; actin filament binding. The transcript has 8 exons. Gene Ontology annotation, biological process: actin crosslink formation.